AACUCUGGCAGUUUGAAUACACUCCUUCGAAGCACAAGAGGACUUGAAGUUCGAUCUUCAUCUUGUCUUUAUAAAUAUCAGUUUUCAAGUGACAUUAAAGAUAUUUACGAAAUGAACAGACAUUAGUCAAUGAUAUUAUAGUAAACAAAAAGAUUCUAUAUACAGGAUGGAAGAUAAGCUGCCAAGUGCACUUGUUUUGUGACUGAAAAUCAGACUAGAUCUCAGUUGAAAUAUGAAAGGAUUUGUGUUUGAAAAUCAGGCUAUGUCCAUCAAUCUUUUACUCACUACGCUGCUCUCAGGAGCUACUGGCUUUGAGGGUGGAUAUCAUAAGCAGUUGUAUCCAAGAAUAUCCACGAAUACGAGCGUUUAUGAGAAGGCGGUGGGGGAAGAAGUAACAUUGUGGUGCGAUCCUCAGGAUGUUGGUAGUUUUGUAGUGCUUUGGAGGAAAAAUGAUCAUAUGAUCCUAACAGCUGGAGAUAUGAUAGUUAAACCAGAUCCAAGGCUUAGUUUGGUGGAAAAGAAUCUACGCAUAAAGAGUUUAGAAGCUGGCGAUGCAGGAACCUAUACCUGCUAUGUGAGCACUAAUGGACCUGAAGUUAGUGUAUCUCAUAACCUUCAUAUACUAGUUCCUGCGAGUGUUAGAGCUGAGCCUUCUGAUGGUAACUAUGUUGUGAAGAAGGACAGAAGGGUGGAGCUCAAGUGCUCCGCCUCAGGAAAUCCUUUGCCAGAGGUCGAGUGGACGAAAAAGGGAGGAAGGCUGCCUGGAGACGAGAUGAAAAUAUUCGGAGAAACUCUUGUUAUUCAGUCAAUUGCUAAGAAUGACCGGGGAGUGUAUAUCUGUACAGCUAUGAAUGGAGUGGGUCAUUCUGCAGAGGCAGAAAUCAAUCUUCAGGUUUUAUAUCCUCCUGAGAUAGAAUUGUCAACCAACAAGGUUCACUCUGGAGAAAGUAAGGAAGCACAUUUAACCUGCAUAGUAAAAGGAAACCCAAACCCAACUGUUCGUUGGUAUAAAGAAACCAGUUUACUGUCUGAAUCUAGUUCUGUAAGCUUUGCAAACAGUAAUGACAGACACACCCUUAUAUUAAGUAGUAUCAGAUCUGGUCUAGACUUCGGCAACUAUUCCUGUGUAGCAGAGAACUCUAUGGGAACAUUCAAAAAACAUAUUGAAGUUCAUGGGCGUCCGACUUCGCCUGUUUUUAGAUCUGAGCCUAACACAAACCAACCCCAGAUGUAUUUAUUAUCCUGGAGCGUGGACAGUUACUCCCCCAUAGAGGAACAUAGACUUCUAUACAGGAAGAUUAAACCAUAUCAUGGGCCCCUUGAUGCUAACUAUCCAAUGGGAGAAGGAGACUGGACAAAUGUUAUAAUACCUGGAGAACCCGGUCACCAAGGUUUCAACCACCUAAAAUUCUACCAGAUUUCAGGAUUAGUGGAAGAUGCAGAAUACGAAUGUUUGGUUCAAGCCAGAAACCGGUUUGGUUGGAGCGAACCCAGCCGUUUGUUUACUUUUUUUACUUCUAGACCAGCUCCAGUAGCUCAUGACUUAGAAUGGAAACGUGUAUUAUCCAAUGGCAUGAGAAUAUACUACCCAUCUAUCCUUCUUCAAGCCCUAGCCUUCGUAAUCAUGGCAUUUGGUAGACAUUAAUUGGAACUACAAUUGUCAAGAUUAUUCCCAAUUCUCGAACGGGCACCCAAACUAAUGAGGAAUAUAUUUCACUGAACAAUUAUAUUUAUACCGAAUGAAAAGUAUAAAAAUCAAUAUUUUAUUGAGAGUGAAAAUGGGUUCGGAUGAGCAGACUCUCUGACAUCGUUAAUAGUUGAUAGAAUGAGACAAAGAUAACGAGUCUAUGUUUUGUCAAUUAAAAAGACAAAAAUAUCUGGGUAUUUCUAAGAAUAUUAGAUUCACCUGUUGUUUUGAAUGUAUACUUUAAAAAAACAGUUCUUCGAAUUUGUGUUAUAUUUGAACAAAAAAAUUGUUGCACGUUAUGUGUACAAAAUUCUGAUCAAAAUGGAGAAAAACAACAAAAUAAAAAAAACAAUCUGUUUACCAUGCUCCUUAAUGGCAUUUAAAAAAAUUUUUUUUCAAGAAACACAUAUAUCUACAAAUAUAAAACUGUAUGAAGUCAACAUAAAAAGUGCAUUUAUUCAAACAAGAAAAAAGUCCUUGUAAAACUUGGCUAUCUUAGAGUUAGUACACAUACAGUAGUGCUAUAAAGCUGGAAAAAGCUCGUUAUCCAGUUUACUAUUCAACUGAAAAUCUUAUGAAAGUCCAAAACACAUACUAAAUCUACAGCAAAAGAACCUUCUGGGUCUAAGUAUCUGAUAACUUGCUUCAAACUCUAAUUUCUAAACUACUAAUUCUGCUUAUCAAUUCGUCAAGGGGUUACACCAUCAGAGUGAACAUAUAUCCUCAUUUGUAGAUUAGAGUUUGACGCGGGUAAUCAGUUGUCAAAGUUAAAUAAUUUCUUUUAAACUGAAACUGAAAUCUUGAAAAGAGAAACAUUGAGUCUCUUUAUUUCUUAAAGAAUGAAACAAUAGUCUGAAGUAUAAAACAAACUGUGUAACCUGCUAAAAAAAGUAAAAUUCGGCCGAAAAGAAUUUAAGCCGCGGCUCAAAUAUUGUUGGUUUUACUUAAAAUUGUAUUCAGUUUUUCAAGAUUUAGGCCGGCGCUCAAUUGAACGUGUUUUGGGGGGCUUUGAGACGCGGCUAAAAUUCAUUAAAUUCGAACUCUGAUGACCUAAAAAUAAUGAAUUUUAUAAUUAGUGUGAUAUAUGUAGUAAUCUUUUUUUACUUAAAAUCAUUUGUUAUACCAAGAAAAUCAUUAUUGGAAAAUUAUUCUCCUUACCUUUAAUACAUUUCUUUCUUCUGUACACAUAAGUGAAUUUUUAUCUAGUUAUCAAAAAUGAUUUCUUUUAAAUUAAAGAAAAUACACAGUGAUAGCCUAGAAACUAUGAAAUAGAAAAUACACGUGUAUUUGAUGUUAUUAUUAAGCAAAAACACGUGUAUUUGAUGUUAUUAUUUAGCAA
Eurytemora carolleeae is the source of this 3026-nucleotide messenger RNA. Its product is annotated as lachesin. Lineage: Eukaryota; Metazoa; Arthropoda; Copepoda; Calanoida; Temoridae. The coding region runs from base 233 to 1645 and encodes 470 amino acids. Gene Ontology annotation, molecular function: axon guidance receptor activity; protein binding. Gene Ontology annotation, cellular component: neuronal cell body; axon; plasma membrane. The transcript has 16 exons. The record is from RefSeq and is a predicted model, not a curated record. Gene Ontology annotation, biological process: homophilic cell-cell adhesion; synapse organization.